Molecule: messenger RNA, 2220 nt
Organism: Phytomonas sp. Hart1
Lineage: Eukaryota; Euglenozoa; Kinetoplastea; Trypanosomatida; Trypanosomatidae
Source: the annotation of a GenBank genome assembly
GAGCUAAAACCUGCCCCCUUCCCCCAUUCUCAUGGGUUCUAUUUAAUUUAACUUUAUUUUAUCUAUAUAAACGCACAUAUAUAUAUAUAUAUAUAUAUAUAUAUAUAUAUUCACGUGGAUAAUUCCCCGGUUGAAGUGCUCAUACUAAUUUGUUUCAUAGGACAUACUAAAACGCCAUUAGCGCAAGCUUCUAUUAACCCUGCAUUGGUUGUAAUUGGUAAGCUAUUUUUUUGAGCAAUAGUAAUGCGCACCCUAAAAAGUAUUCGAGGAAUUCAAAAUGUCCCAAUAUGCGGAGACAAGGUUGUCAACACCGAAAAAAAGAGUAAACCAUCAUCAGGGAGUGAGUUGUCUCAUUCAACAGUUCCACAUCUAGAAUCUUCAAGGCGUUUAAAUAAGAAGGAAAAACAAAGGCACCAUGAUACUCUCAAGGAAUCAACGCUGCGGUGUGUGGGAAAUUAUCUGUAUAACUUGAUAUUUCGUCAAGACGAAUCUGACAGCCUGGACAAUUUUAUCGAAAUCGAUGACAAUAACGGUAAAUGCGACGCACAGCAGGUACGCCUCUGGUGGAUUGUGAUGCUUCUAGAGAUCGUAGCAUUUUUUCGUAAACGACGAGUGUACUUGGGGCUGCUUUUAGUGGUACUGGCCGUGGCGCUGUCAUCCCAAGCGCAGGAAGUGUUCGGAUCCGUCACAAACCCAUUCACCGUAGCCGAGCCAAAUCGGCCUGGAUUAACGUUUUUAGACAAGUUCAACAGCGGGCGGCCUGAGUUGCCGCGGAAACACCCUGUGAUUAUCAUUCCCGGAUUCGUCACGAGUGCGAUGGAGCUGUGGGAAGCAAAACAGACUUGUUUGGAUAGGCAACCCUCGUUUUCGCAGUCCAGCUUUCGUCAGCGUAUGUUCUGCCCAUCCAUGGUCUUCCUUAUUCUAACAGAUCCUGCGUGCUGGUUGGAUCUUUUCUCUAUGGAUAAAACGACUGGUCUCGACAAGAAAGGCAUCAAGGUGCGGCCAGAUUCAGGUCUCACAUCUGUUGAUUACUUCGUACCUGGUUACUGGGUGUGGGCGAAAGUGAUCAUUAACCUGGCUGACAUCGGCUAUGACCCGCAGGACAUUAUAGUCAUGACAUACGACUGGCGUCUUUCACCACAAAAAGCGCAUGAGCGCGAUGGCCUCUUCUACAAUAUUCGCAACUCCAUUAAGCUUCAAUAUGAAAAAUUUCAAGAGCGCUUAGUUGUGAUUUCCCACAGCUAUGGCACCCCGGUGGCUCUGGAGUUCUUCAAGUGGGCAGAAAAGGAAGAAAAAGGCUUUAUGGAUAAAUAUGUCGCCUACUACAUCAACGUCGGCGGAACUGUGUUGGGCCUACCAAAGGCCGUCUCCGCACUUCUGCAAGGUGACGUCAAAGAUACGCUCACAAUGCCGCGGUCCGCCCGCCGUGUCCUUGAUACAUUUAUAACACAGGGUGCACGAUAUAAUUGCACAAGGACAUGGAGCUGUCUAACUGCUAUGUUGCCGCAUGGCUGCGAAGACGAGAAUCCACAGUUGUGGACCUUUUCCAACGGGACGAUUCUCGGUAUGCACGAAAUGGCUGAGAUGGUGAUUCAAGAGUGCGAGUGCACUGGGCACAUCGACUGCGCUCAGCAGAUGCGACAGUACCGUAAAACCCUCGAUGAGCUGCCUGUGCUUCCACAGGCCCCCAACACCACCGUGGUGUGCCUAUACGGCGUCAACAAGACAACAGAGGUAGGUUACCGUAUCGAGGACACCAGGGACAGCAAUGGAAUUUGGAAGACGAAUAUGGACUACAACGACGCCCACACCAGCCAGGGGGUUCAUCUUGGCAAUGGCGACGGGACAGUACCAAUCCUGUCGCUUGGGUACAUGUGCAGGGCACCGAACGGGUGGCGGCAGAACGUGGGCCGUGUCGUGACUGUGGAAUACCCAGACGAUGCGCAGAACGGGGUGUUAAGCCUGCGUGGUGGGACCAUCAGCGGUGACCACGUGGACAUCCUUGGUAACUAUGAAUUUAUCGAAACUAUACUAAAGGUUGUAAGUGGGAUGGACGCUGUGAAUCAGGAGGGGAACGACACGCUUAGAAGCGCUAAUCCUGCUGUGAAUAGCACAGAACGUAUGGAAACUCGACUUAAAGACGUGAUAUUUUCAAACAUCGAUGCGCUUAUCCAACAAAAUCAAAAAUGUCUAGCCAAGCUAAACCGCCCUAUUGAAUAA